AUGAAUAAUUCAAAAAUCUUCUAUUCCGUGGUUGCUAUUGUUUCGCUGGUAUUAGCCGGUUUAGCAACGCAUGCCCAAAGUCAAGAGGACAACGUAGUCGAUGAUGGUUGCCUCGCAUGCAUUUGCGAUGCAACUAGCGGUUGCAAUGUUACGAAAACCUGUAAUGGCGACGUUUGUGGGCUUUUCCGUAUCACCUGGUUCUACUGGGCCGAUGGUGGCAAAAUGACAGUAAAUGGAGACUCUGAAGACUCUCCAAUGGCUUUUCAAAAUUGUGCAACCGAUCCGUUUUGUGCAACAAAAACAGUCCAAAAUUACAUGGCAAAAUUCAGGCAAGAUUGUAACCGCGAUGGCAAAAUUGAUUGCUAUGAUUUCGCUGCUAUUCACAAAUUGGGUGGUUAUGGAUGUCCAGGUCAAAUUUUUGGACCUUAUUCGGUAACAUUGAAUCAAUGUUUGAAAGCUUAUUCAAUCGCUGUUUUUCUGUCUAAUUCUGAUAGUAUUAACUCCUUUUUGGACUUGAGGUCAAAUUCAAGCCCACAUAGGAAUACCCCAAUCUCGGAGGAACCUACAACAACAGCAACAAUGAUAAGUUCUGAGGUCAAAUCUGAUGUCACGAACUCCAAAAAAUUGUCACAAAAUACAGAAAAUGUUACUAAAAUGGAAGAAGUCCCACAGAUCGUAGAUGUUGUUGAAACUUUUGACGAUGUAACUGACUCGAGUGAUCAAACUUCUGAAAAAAUCCUUAAUAACCCACAAAGAAAAAUGGCGUUGAAAGCAGACUUACCAUCGUUAACACUUUUGCAGUAUUUACGUCCAAAAGUUAAUACGACAACAACGACCGCUCCGUCUGUUUCAAGCAAAAAAGACGCUAUUUCAGAAAAUAUGAUUGGAGGUCCGGUAUUGCUCAUUCCCGAUAAAGAUGAUAUGAAUCUUACUGUAGACAAUAUUUUGUCUAUUCUAAAAGGUACAAAUGUAACGCAAAUUAAUGAUGCACAAAGUCAAACAAAAGAAAUCAGUCAAGACCGUUUCUUUGAUUUAUAUGAGAGAAUUGAAAAAUCCAAAAAUGAUGAUACAGACAAAGAUUUGAGUAUCAAAGAAAAAUUUUUGGAAGCAUUUGCAACCAAAAAUCGUAUUGAAAAAGAAAGAAACUAUUUAUUGAAUGAAAUCACCAAAAAUAACAAAGCACUUGGUACAAAUGAAAAUGAUGGCCAGGAGUUGCAAAGGCGAACAAUAGAAAGCCGUCAUGAUCGUUUCUUCAAAAAAUUGGAAGAAAGGGAAAAAUCAGAAAAAGAACAUAGAGAAAAAGAACUGAGAUUUCAAGAACAAUUUCUGGAAGCAUUUCUAAAAAGCACUCGUGUUGAAGAAGAAAGAAAUAAGGUAUUGAAAGAGAUCGCGAAUAGUAACAAACCAUCUGAUUUUGAACCUAGAUAUUUUUUUUUCUAAUUUUAUUUUAAAAUUAAAUUAUCUUUCAUGAUGAAAAAAAAAUCUUAGUUAAAAAUUUGUUAAAAAUAAAAAUUUAUUAAAAACUAAAAUUUGUUAAAAUUAAAAUUUUUAAAGCACAUCAAAACAAAUGAAUGAAGAAUUCAAUAUAUUUAAAA
Messenger RNA from Episyrphus balteatus (marmalade hoverfly), 1595 nucleotides. Its product is annotated as DNA ligase 1-like. Lineage: Eukaryota; Metazoa; Arthropoda; Insecta; Diptera; Syrphidae. The transcript has 8 exons. Bases 1 to 1440 code for a protein of 479 amino acids. The record is from RefSeq and is a predicted model, not a curated record. Gene Ontology annotation, molecular function: lysozyme activity.